AUGACAUCAUUCCAAGAACAUGAAAUGGACCCAGAUGAUGAAGGUGGCACUUCUGAUCUUAGCACGAGCGCUGGUGACCCAGAAGACAAUAGGAACAACAACAGCAGCAGCAAUAAUGGGUGCUUAAAGAUAUCAACAAUUGAUGAAACAGAAGCGCUUCAAGUCAUGCCCUUGAAGGAAGAGCCAAUUGACUCCGACCCGUCUUCUAGGCCGGACCAAGCAACCCACCCAAAGGGUGUAGUCCCGCUAGCUAGGCAGAUGCAGAUGCAGAUGCCAAUGUCAAUUCCAAUGCCUGUGCCGGUCACUACAACAGCAACAACGAGACGCUCAUCCACCAAAGACCGCCACACAAAAGUGGAGGGCCGUGGCCGUAGAAUCCGAAUACCCGCCACUUGUGCUGCCCGGAUCUUCCAAUUGACCCGAGAAUUAGGCCAUAAAUCAGACGGUGAAACCGUUAGAUGGCUGCUUGAACAUGCUGAACAAGCUAUCAUUGAAGCUACCGGCACCGGCACGGUCCCUGCUAUUGCUGUCUCCGUUGAUGGGACUCUCAAAAUCCCUACGGCAUUCUCUAGCAACAGUGAGUCACUAACUGAAACACCAAAGAAACGGAAGCGCCCUUCGAAUUCGGAGUUUUGUGAUAUUAGUGAAGCAGCAGCCGUUUCGAUUUCUCAGACAUCUGGUUUAGCCCCGGUAACGCCCACAGCACCAACUGCUGCAACCGCGACACCACAGGGACUGGUACCUGUUUUAGCUGUGGGAAAUACUGGCAUGAUGGUGCCAGCAAAUGCUUUUUGGAUGAUUCCACAAGCUGCGGCUGCAGGCACUCCUACCACAGCUCCAGCGUUUGCUGCUGCUGCUGCUGUCCCAGCAAAUCAACAAAUAUGGGCCUUGUCACCGUCGCUAACUCCUGUGUUUAACGUUGCAGCCGGGAGGCCCAUAUCACCAUUUGUGGCAUCAACAAAUGGUGGGAAUCAAACAGGUGUAAAUAUAGCAGCAGCAAGUGUUGUGAAUAUACCUAGUGGGGUUGAAUUUAGGGCACCUUCAUCGGUGGUUACUAGCACAUCGGUUGGGGCUAAAGUGGCCAAGAAAUCGACCAUGGCUCCAAGUGUGAGUUCCAGUAGUGGUAGUGGUGGUGGCAGUGGUAAAAAUAAUGGAGGAAAGGCGCAAAUGUUGAGGGAUUUUUCUUUAGAGAUUUAUGAUAAGCAGGAGUUGCAGUUGAUGGGGCAUCCUGGGAGUAAUCAACAACAAUGA
This is a messenger RNA of Dovyalis caffra, 1251 nucleotides long. NCBI's taxonomy places the organism in Eukaryota, Viridiplantae, Streptophyta, Magnoliopsida, Malpighiales, Salicaceae. The record is from the annotation of a GenBank genome assembly.